CAGCAGCGCAACCGCUACGUCCAACACUUUCCUCUCUGCAACACAGCUUGACCUAGAUUACUACAUGUUCUCCCUAACUUCCUUUCGACGAACAAUGCGUGCAUAUCCUGAAUCUCUCAAAAGGGAUUCUUUAGUGUUGUUUGGUUGUCUUGUUCAAAGUAAGGCUGUUAUCUCAUCACUGUCUGGCGUUUCUACUUCUGCCAAUCCCCUUUAUUAUAUCACUUAUGCACAGGAGAGAAGUUAUGGGGUAUUAAGAUCUUUCCUUGGAGCACAGCACAUAUUCUCGCCUGCUGAUAAUUCGGUGAUGAAAAGAUUGGAAAUGUUUGAGUUUUGUAGUGUCAGUAGAAAAUUGCUACAUUCGAGAUACAUGAGCAGUGCAUCAAUUGAGUUAAAGACGGAUGGUGGUGCUGUGAGGUUUUCUUUUAAUAAGCAGGGUAACAAAAAUGGGUCACUGAAGACAGUGAAGGAGGGGGCUAAAAGGUUGAAAAUGUCAAAAAAGGCCAAGCGUAAUGAACUCAGGUUCUAUCGUCUCAUGGCCAAAAAGAAGAUGAAUUCUUCAAACCCAGAAGUUAGGAUUAGAUACAAACUUGGGAAGGCCAAACGGAAGGAAGCAUGGCUUAUUGAGAAGUUGAGGAAAUUUGAGGUUCCUAAAGGGCCAGUUGAAACAUAUGAUCCUGAAAUUUUAACCGAGGAAGAGAGACACUACUUAAAGCGUACUGGUGAAAAAAAGAAAAAUUAUGUCCAAGUUGGAAGACGAGGAGUGUUUGGAGGAGUUGUUCUUAAUAUGCAUCUCCAUUGGAAGAAGCAUGAAACUGUGAAGAUUGUUUGCAAGCCUUGCAAGCCAGGGCAAAUUCAUGCUUAUGCUGAAGAAAUUUCUCGACUGAGUAAGGGCAUUGUGAUUGACAUAAAACCUGACAAUACUAUAAUAUUUUAUCGUGGAAAGAACUACGUGCAGCCAGAAGUCAUAUCACCUCCUAACACCUUAUCUAAAGACAAGGCCCUGGAAAAAUAUAGGUAUGAGCAGUCCCUUGAGCAUACAAGUGGGUUCAUUGAAAAGUUGGAGCAAGAACUAGAAGAGUAUCAUAAGCAUAUUGCUUUGUACAAGAAAAGAAAAGAGGAUACAAAUCGUGAUUCCUUGGAUAAUAUUGGUCCAAGAAAAGAGGAGAUUUAGCCAGUCAUCUUCCUUGGAGAAUCCAGUGUUGAUUACUGCUCAAAAGAAGAUUUUUUGUUCAACUGCACUCCUGUGAACAGAGCAAGAUUAGUCAAAUUCCAGAAGUUCCAUAGUGUCCAAGGUUACAACACAUAAUUUUUCCUUACAAAACCAAAAGAGAAAAGAGGCCUUGGUCAAGAAAAGAGCAACUCCAGCCAAACCGUCAGCCUGUCUGUCCUCCCAUAUUCUUUAUCCCUAUCAGAGCCUCCCUCCUCUGGAUUUUGAAAACAGCCUGUAGAGCCCAGCAACCUGCCACCAGGGAACCCAAUUCACUCCCUUCCUUACCGGUGAACAGAAAUUAUUCUCUACGGGCAGUUGGUGAAUGCUGUUGUGUGUAGAGAGCUAUAGGGGGUCGACGUCUUUGUUUUUCUUCAAACCCCCAAUCCGCUCUUGCUCGCUGCUACUAACGGGGUCUCGGUUGAUUUCCCUUCCUUUAGUUACGCAGAUAUUUCAGUUCACUAAAUUUGAAAAGUCCAAAGAGCACAGACUAGCUAUGGAGAUCCAUGGAUCAUAGACGGUGGCCAAUGAAUUGCUGUUCUUUGAGCAUGCUCACGAAACUGCUGAAGCUAUCCAUGCCCAGAACCCUACGGAUGCUGAUGAUUAAACGAGACUUGGGGAGCUACCCCGGUGGUGUAUUGGUUUCAAACUGAUUCAGAUUGAAAGAUAAUUUAUAUUGUGAUCCCAUAACCAGAGGAAACAUGGAUGGUACAUCACCAGGAAAUGCAUAUAGAGCUCUUUAACUGCUCACCAGGAGCAAGCCUGAGAAUGUAUUUAUAUGAAG
Pistacia vera is the source of this 1991-nucleotide messenger RNA. RefSeq lists its product as uncharacterized. The transcript has 5 exons. Gene Ontology annotation, molecular function: RNA binding. The record is from RefSeq and is a predicted model, not a curated record. The coding region runs from base 65 to 1171 and encodes 368 amino acids. NCBI's taxonomy places the organism in Eukaryota, Viridiplantae, Streptophyta, Magnoliopsida, Sapindales, Anacardiaceae.